This is a messenger RNA of Aspergillus novofumigatus IBT 16806, 1495 nucleotides long. RefSeq lists its product as uncharacterized. Lineage: Eukaryota; Fungi; Ascomycota; Eurotiomycetes; Eurotiales; Aspergillaceae. The coding region runs from base 280 to 1359 and encodes 359 amino acids. Gene Ontology annotation, cellular component: membrane. The transcript is spliced from 3 exons. The record is from RefSeq and is a predicted model, not a curated record.
CACCCCCUCAGGUAGUCAAGCCUUACUGUUGUCUCCGGCGGUGAUGCAACCAAACUCUCUAUCUCUCUAUCCCCAUCUACCUUGGCUAUUUAUUUAAAUUGAGUCCCUCGAUUUUCCCUGGUUUCACUUUUGUUUACCUUGUUUGCUCUGUGCACUCGAUAUCGAUCUCGAUAAGCGCUUCCAGUAUAUAGUAUAAGCAACCCAUCCCUUACUCUGUGUUCUGUGCCCGUCGCAUGGUCCCCACACUCUUGGUCUACCCGUCUACCCGCGCGUAUCACCAUGUCAAACGGAUUGAAUUGGCUGAAGAAGCUACGCAGAGCCGAGGUCAACGACCUCGCGCAUGCUGCUGGACUUGAAGACUAUGCGGAUUACAGCAACAAGGACGCGCUGGCCGUCGCGCUCCACAAGUACCUUCAAGAUAACCAAACUAUCCUGAUCAAUGUUCCCGAGUUGAAGGAAUACUGGACGCGCGCGUCUUCGACAUCGCCCGUGCGCACUUCUCCGGUCAAGAAAGCUGUCGGGGUCGACGUCACGCCUGCCCCGAAGAAAGCUACGCCUGCCGCACGGAAAGCCACGCCUGGAACAACGCGUCGGAGGCAAACACAGCCGAAGAAGGAGGAGGCUGAAGUGACGGACGACUCGGAGGCUUCGGUGGCCUCGACACCGAACCAGGCUGCCAGUGCUGUAACCAAGACUCCUGCGCGCUCGCAAAUCACUGUCGAGCCUCCACUAUCGCCUGCUUUGGUCACAGAUGCGAUUGAUCGGCAGACCGCCGAAUGGCGCGAACGCAUCAACGACGCGUGGGUCCGUUCGGGCGUACAGGAAUCCUCCAACUGGCUGCGCUCGAAAAUGAGCAGCGUACGAGCUGUGGAGACCAUCGUGAUGGCCGUUGAAGGCGCUUUUCUUAUGAAAGACCUCAUCCCCAUCCGUUAUCUGACCACUAUCCCUGCUGUGCCAGCGAUUAAUAGCCCCGAGUUCGCGCUUAGGGUACCCGACCUCUUCAUGCUUGUGGAUGGAGCCUUCUGGGCCCCGUUCUCCCUGUGGCUGCUCACGAGCUACCUCCUACCGUUGCUCUUUGCUUACUUUUUCAACAUCAGCUUGCAAGCAAGUGGCAAUCCUGCGCCUGAGACGCGCAAGGGCCACAAGACGCGUCCUGAGUUUGAUCCGCUCAGUUUCAAUAUCACCAAAGCCGUCAUCACGUACGUGGUUUAUGCGCAUCAUUUCAACUUUAUGGGUCUGUACAGCAACUUCUCCAUUGAGAGGGUGAAUGUAUCUGUCCCCUUCCAUUGGCCAGGCAUGCUUACCACUGCUGCAAUUGGGACUGUUGGCACUCUCUACGAGGCUAUUCUUCGCAAGUAGAUAUAGAUAUAUAUGUGCUUCAAUGCGUGCUUGUCAUUGUCUUGCGGCGGGGUCCGCUCUGGGUUGCGUUGGAUGAUGCGUUCUUGCGCAGUUGGCGCAAAUUUGUCGAGCUCAUGAGAAGCAAUAUAUAAGCAGA